CAUAACAACUCCUAGGCCAAAUUCUCCUAUCUCUAAUGGGUUCUUACCCGAUUCCAUUAGUCUAAAACAUGGUUCAUCAUCACCAUCAUCAUCAUCAUGACCCAACUCGCUCAUAAUUCUCUCAAGAACACCAUUUCUUUCUAGAUUUCAUCCAAAUGACGGAACCCGAUGAAGAUGCCAGCCAGGUUUACAUAUGGACCAUAGCUUGCAUCUUGUUCGUCUGUGUCGUCGUCGGCGGUGGAUGCUUUUUGGCUUACGUCACCGUCGACGAAUACCAAUCGUCGAGCUUACUCCUCGUGCUCGGAUUCGCAUUCGUUUGCACGCCAUGGAUAUUCUGGAUCCUGACGGUAAUGUACCGGUUGUUGUCGAGGGCGUUCGGGUUCAGGAUGGUGUUGUGCGGCUUGUACGUUAACAACACCGCCAAAGUCUCCGGCGAUGAUGGUGGUGGCGAUGAAUGUAAAGGAGGUGAUGAUGUCAUUGUUGAUGUAGACGAGAAAUCUAAUGAGAAUGAUGGCAAAACUAAAGAUGUAUAUGAUGCUUCACCAGAUAGUGAGAAGGCCCUGGCUUCAUCAAUGGCGUCGUGAUUGAAAAUUUUUGGUGAACCAUUUGGAAACUUUAAUUAAUUUUCAACAAGGUUGGACCUCAAAGACAUUGAUGAUAAACUUUUCUCAUGGGAAGGUUUCUUCCCCCUCUUUGUUCCAAGAUUGUAGAUAAUUAU
This is a messenger RNA of Hibiscus syriacus, 718 nucleotides long. RefSeq lists its product as uncharacterized. The transcript has a single exon. NCBI's taxonomy places the organism in Eukaryota, Viridiplantae, Streptophyta, Magnoliopsida, Malvales, Malvaceae. The record is from RefSeq and is a predicted model, not a curated record. The coding region runs from base 156 to 584 and encodes 142 amino acids.